Molecule: messenger RNA, 2589 nt
Organism: Hippoglossus stenolepis (Pacific halibut)
Lineage: Eukaryota; Metazoa; Chordata; Actinopteri; Pleuronectiformes; Pleuronectidae
Gene: arl6
Product: ADP-ribosylation factor-like 6
Exons: 8
Coding region: 228-785 (185 amino acids)
Biological process (GO): vesicle-mediated transport; protein localization to cilium; cilium assembly
Cellular component (GO): axoneme; cytoplasm
Molecular function (GO): GTPase activity; GTP binding
Source: RefSeq, a predicted model, not a curated record
GGGUGGCGGUGUUGAGUCAGCUCAGCGGUCUCCCAGCAACAGCAUGUAAAUAACUCUUUUACCUCUUCGGACUGAGGCGCAUGACAGAGGAGGAGAAAUGAAUGAGACGCUGGUUUGAAUCUGGUUAUUUGAUGGAUUAACUGGAGGGAAGCGUUAAAUCAUCCAGAAAACACGACCCGAGGCCAAACUACAGAUCAGACAGACAGCUCAUGGUUGCUGACUAGCCAAUGGGGCUGUUUGACAAGUUGGCGGGAUGGCUGGGGUUGAAGAAGGAGGUGAAUGUUCUGUGUCUCGGUCUGGACAACAGCGGGAAGACCACGAUCAUCAACAAGCUCAAGCCGUCCAAUGCCCAGGCACAAGACAUCGUCCCAACCAUUGGUUUCAGCAUAGAGAAGUUCAAGACCUCCAGUCUUUCCUUCACAGUGUUUGACAUGUCAGGUCAAGGCAGGUACAGAAACCUCUGGGAGCAUUACUACAAGGAAGGUCAGGCGAUCAUAUUUGUCAUUGAUAGUGCAGACAAACUGAGGAUGGUUGUUGCCAAAGAAGAACUGGACACAUUACUGAAUCAUCCCGAUAUUAAACACAGGAGGAUCCCCAUCCUUUUUUUUGCAAACAAGAUGGAUGUCAGGGAUGCUCUGUCGUCAGUCAAGGUCUCCCAGCUGCUCUGCUUGGAGAACAUCAAAGACAAACCCUGGCACAUCUGUGCCACAGAUGCUCUGAAAGGAGAAGGUUUACAGGAGGGAGUCGACUGGUUGCAAGAUCAAAUCAAAACAUUGAGAACAUGAGGGCCUGAGGGAAAAUGCUUGAAGAAACAGCAUCUGUUAAAGUCUGUCAUGUAAGAUGUGUUGACCUUGUUUUCAGAAGUACAGUAAGAUAGUAAUGUUUUUAACACGGUGUUGAGGUGGUUCUUGGACGUGUGUGGUUCACGGGAACAAUUAAAGCCCAUAAUCUCAUUUAGAACAAUAAAAUAAAUAAAAAUCCUAAAUUAGUGAGAAAGAGGAGAGUUGAGGAGUUCAUUUUAGGCAAAUUCUCAUCAGUCUGAACAGCCAUUUUCAAAGGAACAAUAACAUUUAAACAUGGACUUCUAUUUACAUUAUCCCUCCCAUUCCUUUAAACAGCUGUUUAAUAUCUCCGUGUAUCAGGGAUCAUGAUGCUCUUAAAAAAAGUCAAUGUGUUUGGUGCUGUCUUUCUUUUAAGGAGCAUGAAUACCUAGGAUGUCUUGUAGAUGAGACACACAUGUUAGUUGCUGUGGCAGAAUCAAACUGGCACUACAUUAUACCAGUGAUGUAAACUGUGAUGUCACGUGUCAUAUCAUUAGUAAAGGCAAGAAUUGCCUUCUCCAGCUUAUAUGUAGAGCCAUCUCACUGUCACAUUAAACUGUUGCUAUGGUAUAUCUUUACUGCAGCUCAGACUUGAUGCAGCUCUGCUCCUGUUUCGUUAACAUGGCUCUUUUUUUUUUGUAGUUGUGAAAAUAUAUUUUCCAUACUGAAGAUCAUAAUUUUAGCCAAUUAAAUGUUUUCUGGGAGGCAGUAGAUUCUGUUGUAAAUAUUGUUACUUGUGGCUCAGUGACUAUAAAUAAUAUUUUACUUAGCUGGAACAAGUGAUGAAUGAAUGUCAAGUUAGUUUGCCUGAUUUUCAACUAGUUUUUAUAUUUGCCUUAUUUCAUUUUUCAAAGCAAAACACUGUUUUCAAACAAAAUGAUUGUUAUAGUUGACUCAUAGUUAAUUAAAGUAUAUAAUAUAUAAAUAUAUGCUCAGUCUCCUCAUGUUGCAAACUGUUGGUCCUCUUCUUUAGUCUCGGACCAAAAGCUUGAUUUAAAAAAUGUACAGAUCACAGAGUGCGGUUGCUUCUGUUUCUUUCUGAUGGCGUUUGCCAAACUCCAUCGCCUCAACCUCAGCCAUAUAGCAAAUAGUAGUUUUGAGUCAAAUAGGAAAUAACUGAAAAUGUGUGGAAGUAAUAGCGAUUGAUUGUAUAUAUUCUGUAGUAACUUGUUCAUAAAUGUUUCAUCUGUAACUCCCAUUUUAGUCCUACAGUUCUCCCAACUUGUAGAAGAUACAUCUAGUAAAACUCCCGAAAGGUUUUUUUCCACCACAGACACUUGACACUGACCUGAGACAUAAAUAUGAGGGUAAGAUGAACGACAGGAGUUUUUACAGCCCUGUUCACUUUCCAUGGUUCCAAAUACAAACAGUAGAAUGUAUAACCUCAAUGUAUGAAGGUGGACAGGACACGAUUCUGUUUUUGUUUUUUUUAUUUAGUUUUGUGUGUUACUUUAAUUCCAUUCAUAUCGGACAUGUAUUUUUGUACCACUGGGUGACACCCAAGUCCUAAACAUUCAAUUCCUACUUGUACAGGCUUUAAGGGCGCCGCGGUGAUUUUGGAACGUGUUCUCUAUUUGUAAUUGGAGGACAUUUCAGAGUGGUGAUUCUUCUUUUUCAUGUCCUCCAGACAUUGUUUUUAAAAACAAGGAGCACAAGUUCACUUUAGCUGUAGAUUGUUCCCUCACAAUGUCCCAUCACAUGAGCUCUAUGUAUUUUGAUUAUUACACUGAAUGUGUAAUAAAGAAUAAAUGCAGUGCAAAAUAUGAAA